GUGUAAGUACUGGCACUAUGACGACAACCUGUUGACGUCCAGUGUCAUCAUCGUGUUUCACAACGAGGGCUGGUCCACCCUGAUGAGGACAGUCCACAGCGUCAUCAAGAGAACGCCCAGACGAUACCUGGCCGAGAUCGUCAUGAUCGACGACUUCAGCAACAAAGUGCACCUGAAGGAGAGACUAGAAGAAUACAUUAAGCAGUGGAACGGCCUGGUCAAACUGCACCGCAAUGAGAAGCGAGAGGGCCUCAUCCAGGCUAGGAGUAUAGGAGCCCAUGUAGCCACCCUGGGACAGGUUCUUAUCUAUUUAGACGCUCACUGUGAAGUUGCUGCCAACUGGUACGCCCCUCUGGUGGCCCCCAUAUCCAAGGACAGAACGGUGUGCACGGUCCCUCUCAUAGACUCCAUAGAAGGCCAGACAUUCCAAAUUGACCCACAAGGGGGAGGGGACGAUGAUGGCUUUGCCCGCGGCGCAUGGGACUGGAGCAUGCUCUGGAAGCGUGUGCCCCUCAGUAGCAGGGAGAAGGAGAAGAGAUUAACUAAAACUGAGCCCUAUCGGUCUCCUGCCAUGGCUGGGGGUCUGUUUGCCAUUGAGAGGGACUUCUUCUUUGAGCUGGGCCUCUAUGACCCAGGACUGCAGAUCUGGGGAGGGGAGAACUUUGAGAUAUCCUAUAAGAUCUGGCAGUGUGGUGGCCAGCUGCUCUUUGUGCCGUGCUCCCGCGUGGGCCAUAUCUACCGCCUACAGGGCUGGCAGGGCAACCCACCCCCUGCCCAUGUUGGCUCCUCGCCCACACUUAAGAACUAUGUGCGUGUGGUGGAGGUUUGGUGGGACGACUACAAGGACUACUUCUAUGCAAGCCGGCCGGAGACCCUCACCCUGGCCUACGGGGACAUCAGCCAGCUCAAGAAGUUCAGAGAGGAGCACCGCUGCAAGAGCUUCAAGUGGUUCAUGGAAGAAAUUGCCUAUGACAUCCCCAUGAACUAUCCACUGCCUCCCAAAAAUGUGGAGUGGGGAGAGGUCCGUGGAUAUGAGACCAGCUACUGCAUUGACAGUAUGGGCCACACCAACGGAGGCAACGUGGAGAUUGGACCCUGUCACAGAAUGGGUGGGAACCAGCUUUUCAGGAUAAAUGAAGCCAACCAGCUCAUGCAGUAUGACCAGUGUUUGACGAAAGGACCAGACGGGUCGGCGGUGAUCGUUACACACUGUAACAUGAACGAGAACACAGAGUGGAGAUACUUCAAGGACCUCCACAGGUUCACCCACAUCCCCACGGGGAGGUGCCUGGACCGGUCGGACAUCCUCCACAAGGUCUUCAUCGCAGACUGUGACACCAGCAAAAGCACACAAAAGUGGGAGAUGAACAAUAUUGUAGCAGUUUAAAGCUACGGCCCCACAGAGGGUAUUUUACUCCUACUGGAACUCACUCUACAGGAUAGGGCAUCGAACACUGCACUUCAACUGUCUGCUGCAUUGAGAGGUUGUGUACGUCCAAAAUGGCACACUAUUUCCCUAUAUAGUGCACUACUUCCAGAGCCCUAUGGGCAGGAGUGUCAAUUGUGUAUGGCAGUCAACAUACACCAACUAUUUUAAAAUGGGCUACUAAAGUCAUUCCAAUCCCCAUUAAAUGGCAAAUGCAGUUUAAGCGGCAAUAGCUGGCAGGCCUCCGAGCGGGUGGAAAGACUGUCUGGCUAGAGCACAUUGAUCUGAGGCAGCUUUUGUCUUAAAACAGUGCGGAGGUAGAAGAUUGCUGUAGAUGGCUAUGACACUGCACUUUUGACUUUACAUGGAACUUAACUCAUUUUUAAUCUCGGUGCUGAGCUAGUGCAUAGCAGCUAAUUGCUGUAUGACAUGUUUGUAGAAAGUGAAGUCCCUUAUUGACUGGGGAAUGAAGCUACAACUAGGGUUAAGGUGAUAAUGGCUGGAGUCAAUUUUGCUUGUUUUCGCUGUCUCCAAAUAGCUUUUUAGAGUUGAAAUUGUGUAGGUUUAACUGAAAUGACACCAAUACCUAAGGGCCCUGGUCAAAAGCAAUGCACUAUAUAGGGGAUACUGUGCUCUCUCAACCAUGUCCCACGGAAGAUACUCCUCCCUACACACACUUGGAUAAUGGACAUUUUUUCAGUUGUAGAUGUUUACAUGUUCUUGCUCUCUUCUCUCGGUUUUUACAUCUUAUUGGGGUCUUUGGGCUAUUACUCAGGGGUCUGAGAAUUUUUCUAACUUUAAAAAAACAUUGGUGGAGGAUUCAUUAAUCAAUGUGCAGAAUUCAACAAAUCAAAACCACUUCUAGUAGUCAUGUAAUAAACUGCCCACUAGCUAGGAUUUUAAGAAUACUAUGUUUUUGAAAACUGCAAUGGAUUAUAACCUGGUCUCAGAUCUGUUUGUACAAUGACCCAUAGGUGUUUAAUUGGCAAGAAAGCACAAACAGAUCUGGGACCAGGCUAGAUGGAUAAGUCCACUCAUGAGUCAUGGUCAAGAAUGAACACUGGAUGUUUUGGAAGGACUUACUACUUCAAUGAUGUUGGACUUAGGCACAGUGAAAUUCCAAAAGCUUGAAUUUAACAUGUUGGCUCUAACUGGUGAAUUUCAAAUGGCUAUAUAAAGAAAGGGUCUGUGUUUUUAUAUAUUUCCAGCUUGGUAUGUAAAUGUUGUUGAAUGACUGACAAAGCAACCAGAAUCAGACACCAAUUUGUUCAAAGCAAAAUUAAGAAAAUGUGUUUUCUUUGGGGUAUGAUGUGAUAUGUAUGCAUUUUUUAUAAUGUAAAAUAGGUUUGUUUCUAAAAGAGCUAUGCAGUGAGCCUUGGAUGAAGGUGUACAUAUCUAACUUAUAAAAACAUAUUGGCUCAAACUGUACUCAUGGCAAUAAAUUUAACCUUUUUACCAAUGA
Oncorhynchus tshawytscha (Chinook salmon) is the source of this 2888-nucleotide messenger RNA. RefSeq names its product UDP-N-acetyl-alpha-D-galactosamine: polypeptide N-acetylgalactosaminyltransferase 7 (gene galnt7). Gene Ontology annotation, cellular component: Golgi apparatus. Lineage: Eukaryota; Metazoa; Chordata; Actinopteri; Salmoniformes; Salmonidae. The record is from RefSeq and is a predicted model, not a curated record.